Sitophilus oryzae (rice weevil) is the source of this 1607-nucleotide messenger RNA. RefSeq names its product retinoid-inducible serine carboxypeptidase-like. Gene Ontology annotation, molecular function: serine-type carboxypeptidase activity. The record is from RefSeq and is a predicted model, not a curated record. Gene Ontology annotation, biological process: proteolysis. The transcript is spliced from 10 exons. NCBI's taxonomy places the organism in Eukaryota, Metazoa, Arthropoda, Insecta, Coleoptera, Curculionidae. Bases 109 to 1509 code for a protein of 466 amino acids.
UUCCUUUCAGAAGUACGUUGUAACCUCUACUUCUAAUUUAAAACGUUUUUUUUUUUCAAUUAGUUGUAUGUUUUGUUAAGUUAUAGUGCGUUGAAUGAAAUUUUUAAUAUGGUUUUGAGAUAUUUUUUGUUUUUAUUUUUUUGUUCUGCUACAAUUUAUGCUGCAAGAAAACCAGGAUUUGGUUCUACCCAGCAGAACUGGGGUUUUGUCCCGAUCAAUGAAAAGGCUGACAUGUUUUGGUGGUUAUACUACACCACAUCCACGGAUGAUUAUGUUCAAAAACCUUUAGUUAUUUGGCUUCAAGGUGGUCCUGGAGGCUCAUCUACAGGGAUCGGAAAUUUCGAAGAAGUAGGCCCUAUGAACUCCAAACAAGAGCAAAGAGACGUUCACUGGAUAGAACAUGUUAAUGUUUUAUUUGUGGACAACCCUGUAGGAACUGGUUUUAGCUACGUUAAAGACAGCGACACAAGUUAUUUUGCCAAAGACAACACAGCUAUAGCACAGGAUUUCUUAGUAUUUCUUAAAGGAUUUUUACAGGAAAAUACGGAAUUUCAAGAAGUCCCCAUAUAUAUUUUUGGUCAAUCUUAUGGAGGCAAAAUGGCUGCAGAUAUUGCAUUGCUGCUACACGAGGAAUCAAAAGUUAGAAAUAUAACGUGCAACCUUACUGGUAUUGCUUUAGGAGAUUCCUGGAUUUCUCCUAUUGAUUCUUUAACAUCUUGGCCGUCUUACCUGUACAAUCUUGGAUUUUUAGAUUUUGACGACUUUCUACAAUUGAAAAAUAUGACAGAAUUUAUAAGAGAGGAACUGUCAACUGGCGAUUACUCCAGAGCUACCCUCUAUUUUCGAGCCACUCAGUACGUCAUUAAUAUGUUAACGACAGUGGAUUACUACAACGUACUCAGCGAGCAAAUAAAACAAAACGACUUAAAACAUGGCGACUGGUUCCAUUCCAACUUAACACGUACAGAUAAAAAUAUUCUCAGAGAUAUUAUGCCAAAUGACUUAUUCAGCAAUAUUAUAAACAAUAAAGAAACCAAAAAUCUCGAAUCAGAUGAAGACGAUGUUUUGUCCACACUGAUGAACGGACCUGUUAGAGAAACCUUAAACAUCACAGCCAUUGCUGAUCACAGUGAUCACCAGUGGGGUGAUCAAAGUGACUUAGUUUUCGAGGCAGUAAAUCUGGAUUUCAUGAAACCAGUAACUGAAGUUAUAGAAAAACUGUUAAACGAGACUGACAUUGAAAUAUCUGUCUACAACGGUCAGCUUGAUCUGAUAGUUGAUACCCCAGGAACUCUGACUUGGGUGAACAAUUUGAAGUGGAUUAACAAAGACCAAUGGGUUGCUUCAAAUCGUACUCCCAUAAUAGUGGAUAAAGUAUACGAGGGAUAUGAAAAACGAUACGAUAAAUUUAAUUUUUACUGGGUACAUCGAGCUGGGCAUAUGGUUCCUACUGACAAUCCUCGUACUAUGUCCUAUAUUUUGAAACAAAUUGCUCACAUUGGUGAUUGAGUGUACCUAUUUUUUAUAGAAUAAUUAUACCUACACAUAGUUUAUAUUUAUUUAUUUAUUUAUUUUUAAUAAAAUCGAUAAAAUAUUCCUUUAAUAAA